Messenger RNA from Enhydra lutris kenyoni (northern sea otter), 2130 nucleotides. It is a transcript of the gene FBXL13, whose product is annotated as F-box and leucine rich repeat protein 13. Gene Ontology annotation, biological process: SCF-dependent proteasomal ubiquitin-dependent protein catabolic process. Gene Ontology annotation, molecular function: protein binding. The record is from RefSeq and is a predicted model, not a curated record. Gene Ontology annotation, cellular component: SCF ubiquitin ligase complex. The transcript has 17 exons. The coding region runs from base 1 to 2130 and encodes 709 amino acids. NCBI's taxonomy places the organism in Eukaryota, Metazoa, Chordata, Mammalia, Carnivora, Mustelidae.
AUGACUCCGGAAUUGAUGAUAAAAGCAUGCACUUUUUAUACGGGACAUUUAGUAAAGACCCACUUUUGCACAUGGAGAGACAUAGCAAUACCUCUUAUAAGUGAAGAUGAACUUCUGGCUGAAAAGAUGGAAAAAGCGAGGGAAUAUGACAAUUUCAGACUUCAAAAAUACUUCUUUCAUCUCUGGCACUCUUAUACAGAAGGUCAAAAAAAACUACUUACAGUCACACUAGUGCGGAUACGGAGGAUGUGCCGCCGUUACAAGCUAUUGGCUAUCCUAACCAGGUGGAGGGAUGAAGCUCAACAUAAGUAUAAGAAGAGAGAAGAGGAGCUGAUAUUAAAACAUGAACUUCAGUUGCUGAAAUGGAGAAGCAAGUUAAAACGCAACGUCGUUGCUAAGGAAGAAUUCCUAUUUCCUGAACACGGUGCGUCUGAAGUCUCUCUUGGAAGCGAGGUUCCUGAAUGUGACAUUUCGCUGUUCCCCGAAAGAGUGAUCUCACGGAUUUUCGCCUACCUCACUUUAAGAGAUAUAAUAAUAUGUGGUCAAGUUUGUCACUCCUGGGCGCUGAUGACGCAAGGAAGCUCGCUAUGGAAUAGUAUUGAUUUUUCUGCAGUAAAAAAUAUAAUCACAGAUAAAUAUAUAGUGUCAACUUUGCAAAGGUGGCGUCUAAAUGUGCUGCGUUUGAAUUUUCGUGGUUGUGUUCUCCGACUGAAAACCUUGAGAUCUGUCAGCCUCUGUAGAAAUCUUCAAGAGCUGAACGUCUCUGACUGUCCAACACUCACAGAUGAAUCAAUGAGAUACAUCUCUGAGGGCUGUCCUGGGGUCCUGUACCUCAAUCUAUCUAACACCACCAUCACAAACAGGACAAUGCGAAUCCUGCCCAGGUACUUCCAGAAUUUACAGAAUCUUAGUUUGGCUUAUUGCAGAAAGUUCACAGACAAAGGUUUACGGUACCUGAAUUUGGGGAAUGGAUGCCACAAGCUCAUGUAUUUGGACCUUUCCGGCUGCACCCAGAUUUCAGUCCAGGGCUUCAGGAACAUUGCAAACAGCUGCACUGGAAUUAUGCAUCUGACCAUCAACGACAUGCCGACGCUAACGGACAACUGUGUAAAAGCUUUAGUUGAAAAGUGCCCUCGUAUUACAUCAAUAGUUUUCAUUGGUGCUCCUCAUAUCUCCGACUGUGCUUUUAAAGCUCUUUCUACUUGUAAGCUCAGAAAGAUCCGAUUUGAAGGAAAUAAAAGGAUUACUGAUGCAUGCUUCAAAUUUAUAGACAAGAAUUAUCCAAAUAUCAAUCACAUUUACAUGGCAGACUGCAAAAGAAUAACAAAUGGGAGCCUUAAGUCACUUUCACCUUUGAAGCAACUGACUGUGUUGAAUUUGGCAAAUUGUAUAAGAAUUGGUGAUAUGGGACUAAAGCAGUUUCUUGAUGGUCCUGUGAGCAUAAGGAUAAGAGAGCUAAAUUUAAGUAACUGUAUCCACCUGAGUGAUGUCUCUAUUGUGAAACUAUCAGAGCGCUGCCCUAAUUUAAACUACUUGAGUUUACGAAAUUGUGAAUAUUUGACUGACCUAGGAAUUGAAUAUAUGGUAAACAUCUUUUCCUUGCUGUCAGUAGAUCUCUCUGGAACACACAUCUCUAACGAGGCAUUCUGCAAAGGCUCACUGAUCUUAGAACAUUUGGAUGUCUCUUAUUGCCCCCAGCUGACAGAUGAGAUUAUUAAAGCAUUGGCCAUUUAUUGCAUUUGCCUCACAUCUCUCAGCAUUGCUGGCUGUCCAAAGAUUACAGACUCAGCGAUGGAGGUGUUAUCAGCAAAAUGCCAUUACUUGCAUAUUUUGGAUAUUUCUGGUUGUAUCCUGCUUACCGACCAAAUGCUUGAGGACCUUCAGAGAGGCUGCAAACAACUUCGAAUCCUUAAGAUGCAAUACUGCAGGUGUAUUUCCAAGGAGGCAGCAAAGAGAAUGUCGUCUAUAGUUCAGCAGCAGGAAUAUAACCCUAGUGACCCUCCGUUUUGGUUUGGCUAUGAUUAUGAAGGCAAGCCCCUUAAAAAACAAAAUGAGGAAACGCCACUUAAAGGAGAUGAAGAAGUCAUACUGACAGAGUCAACACACAAUAGUGAAGAGGAACUAGCAUGA